Molecule: messenger RNA, 891 nt
Organism: Clupea harengus (Atlantic herring)
Lineage: Eukaryota; Metazoa; Chordata; Actinopteri; Clupeiformes; Clupeidae
Gene: psmb9a
Product: proteasome 20S subunit beta 9a
Cellular component (GO): cytoplasm; proteasome core complex
Molecular function (GO): threonine-type endopeptidase activity
Source: RefSeq, a predicted model, not a curated record
AUGCCUCUUUGCACAAAUGCAGGAGGAGUCGACGACGCCAACAGCUUAAUGCUUUCGUUUUCUCCUCAACCCGGAAAAUGGUGGAACACUGGAUAAAAACUAUAACAACAUUUUGAACACAUACGAGAUAGGCUAAAGCACUUGUGCUAAAUUGGACACCACGAAUCAGUGAAGAAAAUGUUGGAAGAAACCAGUGGACCGGGCUGGCUCUCGGAGGAAGUCAAAACUGGGACUACGAUCAUAGGUAUUGAAUAUGAUGGAGGCGUCGUGUUGGGCUCUGACUCUCGCGUUUCGGCAGGUGCCUCAGUGGUGAACCGGGUGAUGAAUAAGCUCUCCCUUCUCCAUGAUAAGAUCUACUGUGCACUGUCCGGAUCUGCUGCUGAUGCCCAGACCAUUGCUGAGAUUGUCAACUACCAACUGGAUGUGCACAGUGUUGAGCUGGGGGAAGACCCCCUUGUUCGUUCUGCGGCUACCCUGGUGAAGAACAUCUCCUACAAGUAUAAAGAGGAACUGUCAGCACAUCUCAUCGUUGCAGGUUGGGACAGGAAAAAAAAGGGACAGGUGUAUGUCACCAUGAGUGGCCUUCUGUCCAGGCAGCCCUUUGCUGUGGGUGGCUCCGGCAGCUCAUACAUCUAUGGGUUUGUGGAUGCUGAGUAUCGGAAGGACAUGAGCCGGACAGAGUGUCAGGAGUUUGUUGUGAAUGCUCUUACACUGGCAAUGGGUCGAGAUGGCUCCAGUGGUGGUGUGGCUUAUCUUGUCACCAUUGAUGAAACAGGCACUGAGGAGAAAUGCAUUCUUGGCAAUGACCUGCCAAAGUUCUUUGAUCAGUAAUUUUAGAAUGUAAAACUUUCACAUUUUGCUGAUGACUAAUAAACUAUGAUAUAAACUGUG